Eriocheir sinensis (Chinese mitten crab) is the source of this 7763-nucleotide messenger RNA. It is a transcript of the gene Atac3, whose product is annotated as cortactin-binding protein 2-like. Lineage: Eukaryota; Metazoa; Arthropoda; Malacostraca; Decapoda; Varunidae. Gene Ontology annotation, biological process: positive regulation of transcription by RNA polymerase II. Gene Ontology annotation, molecular function: protein binding; transcription cis-regulatory region binding. The record is from RefSeq and is a predicted model, not a curated record. The transcript has 17 exons. Gene Ontology annotation, cellular component: nucleus. The coding region runs from base 808 to 2808 and encodes 666 amino acids.
CGGCCCGGCUAGCGCCCUGUGGCCUGGUGGGCGUUGCUGGGCCGCCGGGGGGAAGGGAAGACCAGUGUGGCGGAUGUGUGAAAAGUGUGCAAGGUUUUCACGGAAGGCCUGGGGAAGGGAAUAGGCAUAACUUGAAAAGAGGCAUAACUCGAAAAGUAGACAUUUGCGACGGAAAUGAGGUACAAAAUCGUGUAAUUCACUAAAUCUAUCACCACAAAAACAUGUACCACGUCAGAAAAUCGUUGGUUGGGUGAAACGGUAAAUUGUCCCUUUUUUUUAUUUACUUUGGGUUAUUCCAACAAGCUGACAAGGUAUAGGUGGAAAAUGAGGUUAAUCUAGCUAACAACUGCUUCUAAUAUACCAAAAAAAUAGCAUGGGUACUGCAUAGGAUACUUCUUUUGCUUCACAUUUGUGAAGGUUUUAGUUACUGGUCGUCCCAAUUUACUGCGUAAACGGCUUGAUUAUGUGGGGGUGCCUUGAAAAUUUCUGAGUCUAGUGUUGUUGUAUGACACAAGGGCUCUGUGGGCAGACUGAGCCUCUUAGCUGCCAGUACUACACCACAGAAACUAGUUCCUAAGUCAGUAAUAUCCAGAACGUGCAUGGAUUAUAACGAUUUCAGACAAAAAAUGGUCUUUUAAGAGUUCUAUGUUAUUUUCUUCUAUAUAUUAAAGCAACUACUGCCACAGCUAUUUGUAUUUUCUGAUUUUAAAGGAAUCCAUUCGUGAAAUUUUACUACGCGAGGGUGUUUCAGCAGCGGCACCUAAUGGUGGGUUCCUGAAGUUAGUUGUUUUCAAGCCGCCAUAAUGGAUGGAAGGCCCGACACUCUCACGCCCUCAAAAUAUCAGUCUACUUCAUCUCUCGCUGCUUGAUAAAAGUGAAUUGGAGACGGUAGCCAAGGCGUUGUCAUCUGGAUGCUUGACGCUCACUGAUUCUGGACAUCUAGAAAUCAGUAAUAAUCCUGGGCCGUCCACCAGCACCUGUGGCAGCUCCCCCCAGCUCACCCUAGCUCAGGGAAAUGUUCGGCCAGUCACACAGGUUUCUGGGAGAGGAGGGCUGGCCAACAGUAAGCCCUCACCCCCUCCUGUGGUGUCAGGUCUACAGCGAGACACCUCCCAGGUGACCACACUGACAGAGUUGGGCAAGAAACUGCUGGAGGCUGCCAAAGUGGGUGAUACCAGUCAAGUGAGAAGACUGAUGGCCAUAGGAGCACCAUUUGCAUCAGAUGGACCAAUUGGAAACAGUCCAUUGCACUUGGCCGCACAAAAUGGUCAUUAUGAGACCUGUGAUCGACUCCUGAGUGCCGGGAUGAACAAAGAUGCUCGCAAUAAGGUUGACAAGACUCCCUUGCACCUGGCAGCUACGGAAGGGCACACAGAUAUUGUACACUUACUACUCAGGAGUGGAGUCAACGUUAACGCCUGUGAUAUGUUAAGAAUGACAGCCUUACACUGGGCUUGUGAUAGAGGGCACACCUCAAUAGUGCGUCUCCUGUUGCGGUACAAAGCUCAAACAUAUUUAGCAAACAAAUUUUCUAAGACUCCACUACAUCUUGCCAUUGAAAAUCGACAUGAUACCAUCACCAUGAUACUUCAGGAUGGCAUUUCUUUUAAAACAGAAAAUGAAGAACAAGAGGAUGAGAGAAGUGUAGAAGAGGAAGAAUUAGCCCAAGGGGAAACUAUCUUUGGGUUAUCAAACAUCCCAAUUGUCUGUAAAACUGAAGAAGUUCAUACAGAAGAGUCGUUAGUAGAGGAAGUUUGUGAGAGCACAGACGAUCAGCAUAUAAUUGACAAUGAAAAAGGUAUACCAACCGUUGAGAGUGAGCUGCCACACUCCAUUAUGGAUGAUGAUUUGGAAGAUCAGAAUAUAGCAGUGCUUGCAACUCUAGCAGAACUAGCACAAGCAACAAAAUCUACUGACCAUUCUGUGGAAAUGUCAAAUGCAGCUGCCCUGGAGCUUUUGAAGGCACAGGCUGCUCUACUGCCCCUGGAUGACUCAUCCACACUGGUGACCUCAGCAGUGGCUCAUGGCCAAACACUUCACCUCACUGAGGCCGGGAGACAGGCCCUCAAACUUAUCAAACCAGAGCUGCCGUUGUUUCCAAGCAGCACACUGCCCAAGGAAAAGAAUCCAGAGGAGGAGCAGAACAAGUCUGGCGCCAACUCAGACACAAGCAGCAGAGGCCACACACUCUCAUUGUCACCCAUUGCUCUGCCUCCACCUCCUCCACGCUCACCUCCACCACCAGUGCCAUUGUUGACCCUCUCCUCCUCAGCCUCCUCCACAGCCUCGAAACCAUCACCACAGUCAUCAUCAUUGUCAUCCUCAUCAUUAACAUCAUCUUUACUCUCGUCUUCAUCUCUAAUAUCAGUUCCAGUUCCUUCAGUAUCAUCAUUGCCAUCUUCAUCAUCAUCAUUACCAGCAACAUCAAUAUUAUCAUCGUCAUCAUCAACAUCAAAAUUAUCAUCAUCAUCAUUACCAUCAUCAUCAUCAGCUUCGUGCUUGUCUGUUACAUCGCCAUCACAUUUAACUGAAGUAAAAGAGGAUCAAGAUGUUACGCAAGUUAUCACGUUGACCCCAGAACAGUAUGCAGCUUUAACUAAUGGCAGCAGUGGUCCAGUCAUAUUGCAGAUAUUACCCUCAGAUGCCACAGAAGACAUGGGUGAAAUUUAUACAAACCCGAGUCCACCUGCUGCCAAGCGGCAGAGAAUUGUACACCUGGUUACAAGUAUACCUGGAACCUCUAGCCAACAAGUGACAGUGGCAAAAGUUAUAGGACAGCAUGGCUUUGACAACGAGGCAAAAACAUAGGCAGUUUCUGCCAUCUUGGCGCACCAGUAAGACGCUUCCUCUCACUGCUGUGAGCUUUAAACCUCUCGCGCCAUGUGGCCUUUCAGAAAUACAUACUUUUUACCAGCUUACUGAGUAAAUUGUGGGAUUUUUUGUGGAGGGGAGGUGGUGGUAAAAGUCUCCCCUCGAGCCUCACCUCAUCCAGACUCUGAACACUGCUGACUGAGAUGUCUCCGUGACACAGGCAUUGAGGGAUCAUAGCCACCAAGGGAAACCUCCAAGUCAUGAAAGAGAUACACAAGAAGAGCAGCAGCCAUGGCACUGAUUGGUGGAGUCGGGCUUCCUUGUAAUGAACAUGUAUGUAUCAUGAAGCAAUUUAGGUGGAAGGGUCAACUCUCAAGGGAAAAGGAAGAUAUAAUUCAUGGAGAAAGGUCAGGUCUCAUUGAGAAAGAGGGAAGAAGGUUGGGUUAGCAACCAUCUCAAAUUACCCCGUUACAAAUCUGUGGGAAGGUAAUCUGUAAUAGGAAGGUAAACUGUGAUGACCUGAAUGCCAUACUGGCCUUGUGUCCUGUUAUAAUGGGUUCUUACCACCAUAUGUUCAAGGGCUAAUGUUAUAAAGAUGAACACUGAGGCCAUGUGCAGCCAAGUACAUGCCCCAAACUUUACCUUCCUCUCCUUCAGCGUUAUGUAUCCCUUCACCCCAUGCAUUACUAAAUGAAAAAAAUGUGCACCAUAUGCUCACCUCGCCAUUCCAAACAUUACAACUAACUGCCACAAGUGCAAAUUUAUUGUCAUGGUGUCCCCAAAUGCCCUUCACCAAUGCCAACACUUGCUUGUCUGCCUCCCUAGUCACUGCCAAGGUAUUAUCUUUAUGGAAUGAUAUCCAGGUGAAGUUGGAGGAGGAUGAGCACUUGAUAACUCAGUUUACUGCCAGCAAGUGUUAGCUUAAUUGUUGUAGGAAGAAGGCUGGCCUCCAAGACUUCAGGAAUCUAGCUUAAGUGAACAGACUAUAGCACUGUUCACCUUGAUGGAAAUUCGUUAUAGUCUACUAUAGUCGGUUCACCCGAAUCUGAAGUGAGCAUUACCGCGCAACGGCAGGCUGCAGCCACACGGCGUGUCCGAUUUCGUGGACACUGUGUGCUAGCCUAUGCAUAGUAAACAGUCGUCAGUGUCAAUAAUAUGCAGGCAGCAAUAACAAAUACCGUCAAUUAAAGUCAAUUAUGAGUUAAAAAAUAUUAGUAAUGUUGCAAACAGCUGUUUUGUUAAUUUACUAGAUCGCUGAUUAUGAUUAUCAAACAGCCUUGAAGAUGUCCACCACCGAAAAAAAUGAGCAUGCUAUGAGCAGCUAUUUACGACAUUACUAAUAUUUUUAAAACUUGUAAUCAACUAUAAUUGAUGGUAUUUGUCAUUGCUGCCUGCACAUUAUUGACAGUGACGACUGUUUACUAUGUGUAGGCUAGCAUACAGUAUAAUAAUAAUAAUAAUAAUAAUAAUAAUAAUAAUAAAUGGUUUAUUCAUUUGUAGGCAGCCAUAAGGCUGAAAAUACACAAAAAUACCAUACAAUGAGUUUCAUGUGGUGAGUAAUGGGGGAAGUGGGGAAGGGUGAUGUGUGUGUGUGUGUUGGGGUGGAGGGGUCAUGUGAUCAUGGAGGUGUUAAUGACCCUCACAAGCGUUGGUAUCGCACUAAGCCGAUAUCUGUUUGUGCGAGUUUUGACCGGGACGAGAAUAUUAUGGGUCUAGUGGGUGGGAGUAGAUCUCUAUGACGGGGGUUGUGAAGGAGGGACUUGCCGAAUUUGGUUAGGUUUGUCUGGUAUCGGUCCUGUAGGGUGGGCAUAUUCAGCUGGGUGAGUGCAUUCUCGUAGUUAGUGUAAGCACUGCCCAGAAUCUGACUGCAAGCAUGCCUUUGCACUCUCUCUAAUUGGCAUUGCUGGGUCUUGUUGAUGGAGGAAGCCCAAGCAGGAGAGGCAUAGAGGAGUCUGGGGAGGAUGAAGGUGGUGUACAGGUCCUUGAGCAUCCUUUGGGGGGACAUGCCAUGUGGCUGCAGCUUGCCAUUGUGCGAUAAUGCACGCUUCAGAAUCGGGGGAACCGACUAUAACACAUUGCCUUCCAGCUUUGACCAGCUCUGCAUUGAUGUUGAUGUCUUCAGUGCUUGGUUGGCAGGUCAGUGUUAAUUCAUUGAAAUAACCCUUGGCAUCCUCAUGACAUGUAUCUCCUUGUUUCUUGUCAGGAGAGCUCUAGUCUUAUGCAACAGGUCCCUAUAUUGGUCCUGAUUCCCAGCAAUCCUGGCAGUUCAACACUUCUUGAUAGUCUCCAAUUUUAUUUAUUUAUUUAUUUUUUUACAGCUAAGGAGACCGUUCAAGGGUGUAAAAAAAAAUACAAAAAAAAGCCCGCUACUUACUGCUCCUGAAUGGAGGUCAAAGGAGUGGCCGAAAAGAGAGGUCAAAUUUGGGAGGAGAGGUGUCCUGAUACCCUCCUCUUGAAAGAGUUCAAGUCGGCAGGAGGAAAUACAGAUGAAGGAAGAUCAUUCCAGAGUUUAAAAGCGUGAGGGAUGAAAGAGUGAAGAUGCUGGUUGACUCUUGCAUAAAGGGUUUGGACAGUAUAGGGAUGAGCAUGAGUAGAAAGUUGUGUGCAGUGGGGCCAUAGGAGGGGAGGAGGCAUGCAAUUAGCAAGUUCAGAAGAGCAGUCAGCAUGAAAAUAUCGAUAGAAGAUAGAGAGGCAACAUGGCAGCGGAAUUUAAGAGGUAGAAGACUAUCAAUAUGAGGAGGAGAGCUGAUGAGGCGAAGAGCCUUUGACUCUACUCUGUCACGUAGAGCUGUGUGAGUGGAUGCAUACUCCAUACGAGGGCAGACAAGGCCCCUAUAAAUGGCUAGCAACUGUGCGGGGGAGAAGAACUGGCGGAGACGGUACAGAUGUUCCCCUGAGGCAAAAUUGCACCUUGACCUUGGGUGUACUCCAAUGCACCCUUUUGCAGCUUUGAGUUUCAUAUUUCAAAGCAUCCCACAGUUAAACAGGGUGACAAGCAUUUUGCAAAGAGGUAAGAUUGCCAUUGCAUACCCUGAAGAAUGUCACCAGUGCAGUGAUGCAGUGGUUAGCAUUCCUCUACAAAUCUGCAGACCAAGCCAAGUUUGAAUCCCAGCCUGGACAAUCGGCAUGCAGUCCACUCAGCUGUUCAUCUUUCCUUUCGGGCUGGUGGGGAAACCUGAGGACAGUAAACUGUGCUAGCCUAGAUAUUACACUGGCCCUGUGUCAGGUUAAGGUUUCUCCUACCAUAGGCUCAAAGGGCUAAAGAGACAGAUGAGCACUGCUACCACGCGCAGCUAUAGCGUAUGCUCCCAGCCUUACCUUAUGAUACUUCCCUAUUUGUAUGUACCAAUGGAGGUUGAGACAGAUGCUUUUAAAUCUAACAUAUUUUUUACAUUGAACGCUAUUUCUAGCCGUUUAUGAAAUUUUUUUUGUUCUUGCCAGUGACAUGGUGAUGUGGCAUAUUGGGAGCUUCGUUAUUUACAUUGUUCUUGUGUGAUGCCAUCAGUCAUGUCAUGCUGGCCACAGGUGAGUUACCUCGUACUGUGAUAAAUAGGUGGGUAAUGAAAAAGCAAAUUACUCUUAUUGAAUUUUUUUUCAUUAUUCUGUACAUUUAUAUUAUUUUUUACAGGUGAUGCACAUAUGCUUGCAAAGAAUAAAUAAUCUGUAGGCCAGUAGUUUUGUGAUAGAUAUGAAGGGGUUAUGUUUUUAUUGUUGAACUUUAGUGUUGUUAUUUGUUAAUUCCCUGUUGUAAAUUUUAUUAUAUAAAUCAUUAAAGAAGAGAAUUGUUAUCAACUUAAAGUUUAAGACCAAAGAUAACUAUUGUGGAUCAAAUCCAAAUUUGCAAUGCUUAGGAGGGAAUGAAUUUAGGUCAAAACAAAAGCACUCGCCUCACCUGCCAAUAGUUGCAGUGCCAGUCGUGCCUUAUCAUGCUCCGGCAAUAUUCUAUCACACAGUGUGUAUGAUUUCAUGGAGAAUAUUUGAUUACGCAUAAGAAACAGUUGUCAUCAUCAAUAGUAUGCAGGUAGCAAUGAUGAAUACUACAAAUUGUAGUUGAUUUUGUUUCAAAUUUUAAUGCUGCAGACAGCUGUUAAUUUAUAAGGUCACUGAUUCUAGUUAAUAAAUAGCCCUGGUGCUGUCUCUGUCGAGAAAAGUAUAACCGAACCACUGCAUUAAUAAUAAUUUACAACUCAAAAUCAACUAUAAAUGACAGCAUUUGUCACUGCUGUAGCAUAUUGAUAUUGACAACCAUUUCCUAUUCUUAGGCUAUCGUAUAUUAUCCACGAUAUUGGACACGGUGUGACAGAAGGCUGUCAGAGCAUGAUAAUGCACAUCUUAGACUCCAGCGCUGCAGCUAUAGUCCUAAAGGCUGUUCAGUGAGUGGUGGACUGACACAUCAGACACAAAUGUAGUGCUUAUUAACAUCAAGCAGUAAAUGUGGAAGGGUCUGGUGUUCAGUCCAUGAGCUUGUGAUCCUUAGGGUUAAUGACAACAGGUGAGGCAAUAGCACUUUUGUUGAAUACAUUGUAGCUGCUGAAUGCUAUUUUUGCAUACAUUAUUCAUGACUACAUUGUAGCUGCUGAAUGCUAUGUUUGCAUACAUUAUUCACAAGGUUACAGAUAAUUAUUUACUCACACAUGGCAUAAAUGCAUAGCAUGUGGAAUGGAAACCUAUUACUGUAGCUUUUGCAGACAUGUCAUGCUGUUAUUAUAAACCUCCAGUGUUGGAAGUAUAUAUGCUGCUCAGUGAGUAUUUUCGAGAAAAUGCUAACUGCUGAUGGUCCCAUACAUGAUUUAUGUGAAGAGCAAAGGUGUAAUGAGAAAUUAUAUUAAAAUAAACUAUUAAGUAGAAUUUUAUAAUGUGUAGCAAAUAACUUGAAAAUGAGUGUAAUUAACAUUUUGUAAUUUUCAAUAAAUAAUACAUAUGCCUAGCAAAUGAGCAAGGUGCUUGACAAA